Messenger RNA from Colossoma macropomum (tambaqui), 5206 nucleotides. Its product is annotated as mitogen-activated protein kinase-binding protein 1-like. Lineage: Eukaryota; Metazoa; Chordata; Actinopteri; Characiformes; Serrasalmidae. The record is from RefSeq and is a predicted model, not a curated record. The coding region runs from base 47 to 4624 and encodes 1525 amino acids. The transcript is spliced from 29 exons. Gene Ontology annotation, molecular function: protein binding.
AGAGGGUUCGUUUAAAAACGUCCUUUUCGUGCUGUGAUUGGUGACCAUGGAGGGCUUGACCAUCAAAAGUAGAAUUAAAAAUCUGCUUCGCUCGCCGUCCGUCCAGCUCAAGAGGAACAAGCGUGCCGUCAAAGAAAACCUGUGUAACAAGGUGACUCUAGAGAGAGUACUUGGUAUCACAACUUCAGGAGGUAGCGGAUUGACGUGUGACCCUUGCUCGGGUACAGUUGCCUAUCCAGCUGGGUGUGUGGUUGUGCUACUGAACCCCAAGAAGAACAGACAGCAACACAUAAUUAACACGUCCAGGAAAACUAUCACUACUUUAGCCUUUUCUUCAGAUGGCAAAUAUCUUGUCACAGGAGAGAGUGGUCACUUGCCUGCAGUGCGGGUGUGGGAUGUGGCUCAGGGGUCCCAGGUGGCAGAACUGCAGGAGCACAAGUAUGGUGUGGCUUGUGUGGCCUUCUCCCCCAACAGCAAAUACAUUGUCAGUGUGGGCUACCAGCACGACAUGAGCGUCAAUGUGUGGGCCUGGAAGAAAAACACGUUGGUGGCUGCUAACAAAGUGUCCAGUAAAGUGACGGCGGUGUCUUUUUCUGAAGACAGCUCCUACUUUGUGACAGCUGGAAACAGACAUGUCAGGUUCUGGUAUCUGGAACCCUGCAACUCUAACAAGCUUUCAGCCCCUGUUCCUUUGCUCGGCCGUUCUGGCCUCUUGGGAGAACUACGAAACAACUUCUUCUGUGAUGUAGCUUGUGGCCAAGGCGAGAAGUCUGAGAGCACCUUCUGCAUUACUUCUUCCGGGCUGCUCUGUGAGUUCAAUGAGAAGAGGAUGCUGGAUAAAUGGGUAGACUUACGGACGAGUACAGCACGUGCCCUGUCUGUGACUGAGGACCUGAUAUUCUGUGCGUGUGCUGACGGGACAGUACGGGUCUUUAGCCCUGCUGACCUGCACUUCAUCUGCACCCUGCCACGUCCACAUCACCUGGGCACAGAUGUGGCUGCAGUCACUCAGGCCAGUCACCUUUUCUCCAACAAGCCAGAUGAGCACUACCCAGACUCUGUGGCAGUGACGUAUGACCCUGUUAACCUCUGGCUGUCUUGCGUGUAUAAUGAUCACAGCCUGUAUGUGUGGGAUGUGCGAGACUUGCAGAGAGUGGGCAAGAUGCACUCUGCCCUCUACCACUCUGCAUGUGUGUGGGACUUGCAGAUAUACCCUAAAUCUAAAGACGGACCACCAACUGGGCUUGAUUCUUCAGGAUUAUUCUUCAGCUGCUCUGCAGACAACACGGUUCGCAUGUGGAGCACAGAGGCACACAUCCCAACCAACGGCAAUGUUCUCAGCAGUGAUCUUCAGAAGGUCAUUUAUAUAGACAACAAUACAGCAGCCUUGCUGGAUACAGAGGGAACUUCAACUAAUGGUGCAGAGAAGUCCGAGGGUCAGACUGCAGAGAGUCGGACAGGCAUCAAAACCAUCUGUGUGAGUCCGGAUGGCAAACACCUGGCCUCUGGAGACCGGACCGGCACACUGAGAGUUCAUGAUCUCAGCAAUAUGGAGGAGAUUCUUAAAGUAGAGGCCCACGACUCAGAGAUCCUGUGCCUGGAGUACUCAAAACCUGAGACGGGAAUGAAGCUGCUGGCAACAGCGGGUCGAGAUCGGCUGAUUCAUGUGCUGGAUGUUGAGGAAGAUUACAGGCUUCUGCAGACCCUGGAUGAGCACUCCUCUUCCAUCACAUCUGUCCGUUUCACUGCCAAUGAGGGGAAGGUGAGGAUGAUCAGCUGCGGAGCUGAUAAGAGUUUGUACUUCCGCACUGCCCACAGGACUUUCCGAGGGGUCAAAUUUAAACGCACCCACCAUGUGGUGAGAAAGAGCACUCUUUAUGAUAUGGAUGUGGAUCCCACUUGCAAGUACGCGGCUGUAGGCUGUCAAGACCGCAGCGUCAGAGUGUUCAACAUAAGCAGUGGGAAACAAAAAAAAUCUUUUAAAGGCUCUCAGGCUGAAGAUGGCAGUCUUCUUAGGGUCCAAAUGGACCCAUCCGGUCUGUAUGUGGCCACCAGCUGCUCGGAUAAGAACCUCAGCCUGUUUGACUUCCAGACUGGAGAGUGUCUGGCUGCCAUGUUCGGGCAUUCAGAAAUCAUCACAGGUAUUAAGUUUACCAGUGACUGCAGGCAUCUGAUCUCAGUCUCAGGAGACAGUUGUAUCUUUGUGUGGCGUCUUGCACCCGAACUGACCAUUAACAUGAGGGAGCGUUUGGAACAGCUCAAACACUGUCAGAGUGACCCAGCCUUUACAAACUCUGUGUACAGAAGCACUUCUGCAAGCAGUCUGGAGAUGCACAGUGCCCCGUCUAUACUGACCUGCUCCUCUGGAAGUGAGGAAGAUGAGGAAGACGAUGAAGAUGAAAGAUUUGAUGACAACCAGUCUUCAGAUGAUCAUGAAAUCAACCAUCAUAUGUCAUUAGAAGAGGAUCAAGGUGCUUCUGAUGAGGGGAAUGAUUGGGACUCCUCUGUUAAGGAGUCAUCUACAGGUUCCUGUGCGCCUGAGCCCUCUUUGCCCGAGGCACCACGGCCGCGGAGGCGGUGGUCCUGCAGGAUGGGCUCUCUGGAGCUGAUGGUGAAGUCUAUGCUAGAGCUACGGCAGCUUGAUUCCUUCUCCAGACCCGGCUCCCCGAAAAGCAGCUCCACCAGUCAGCUCUGCAGCCAGCCGGCCGGCGGCAGCACCACCAGCCUACAGGAGGACACACAGCGGGGUAAGAAACGACGUGCUCGUCCUCAUUCUGCCUGGCUGGCUCCUGCCUCAUCUCCUGAAUCCGAGGGUGUGGUGCUGUACCCGGAGCAGUGCCCCAGCAUGGACAGCCUGCCUGGAGCCUACCAGGUGCAGGGUGAGGAGGCCCAGUGCCCGGACAGCCACAGCCCAGACAGCGGCAGCUCCAUGGGCUAUGGCAGUGGAGGAUCCAGCCCAGAGCAGGACCAUGCAGAUGACCCAGAUACUGUCAGUACUGAUGAAGAGCAUUAUACUCAGGAGGAGGAGACCAGACGAAAGUUCCACAAGCGAGAGAGCCCUGUACGAGAGAGCUUCCUCAGGGAGCACUUUGAGACGCUCGCUGACGCUGUGAACAUGGGGAACAACCCCAGACCCCAAGGCAGCAUUUCAGCACGCUUUCUCGCCCAAGGCUCCACAAGCAGAAAGUCCUCCCCAUUCCUCUCCAAGACUAGCAGGAAAAUUGACAGAGGUCCCAGUGCUGAAGUUAAGCCCCUGGUGUCCACAGUACGGCCCCUGCAUGAGGGGACGGGUCAGGGAACAGGUUUGGAAGAGAAAGCGGCGACGAACCCUCUAGAGCCGUGUCUACAGCUGUGCUCAAAGCCACAGAGGAGGAAGGCUGCUGAGGCUCAUCCUGGCAGGGUGGCCAGUCCGAUGGGCAAGAAAUCAGCAGUGCUUCUGAAAUCUGUGUCGGCACAAAAUCUAACAGCAGAGAAUCGCAAGUCCAUGACACCGUCCCGUUUGAAGCGUGAGUCUCGGCCGCCCCUGCCUCAGCUCACCAUGGAGAGAAAUGAUUCCAGAGUGCAUCUGCAUCACCCAUCCUCCACAGGGUCCUCCUCUCCUCAGCCCUGGGAGAGUCCUAACACCAGCCGUCAUCUCAAAGCUCGCUCGUAUAUGAACCCCACCACCAGUUUCAUAGCCAAGGUCAGCCGAACUACAUCCAUCGGAGAUGGCCUCCACAUAGGCAUGCCCAGUGGCGAGACUUUGCCAUGGUCAGGGCCUUCAACUUCACCUACCAGUCCAUCUUUUUCACCUCUUCUGCCAUCUCCUUCUGCUUCCCUUCCUGGCCUAUGCAACCAAACCCAUGGUGGCUCUCAGACUCCACCUCCUAAAAGCAGCAAGGCACGUAUUUUUGGACGGAGCAGUAACCCUGUCUCAGACCAUUCCAGCAGAUCCACUCCUACAGGCGUUUCAGAAACUGCUGCUAUUCAAAAAGACUCUUUUGAUGGAACUGAACACCACCAUAUGGGAGCUGGCUUUGCAAAAGAUCAGGUGGAUCACUUUGCCUCUCAUUCUGUGCCUUUGAAAGCUGGUCUGGACCCUGAGGCUGGCUCCCACAACCCACAACAUGAGCGCCCCCUGCUGGCUGUCCAAGCUUUCACCAUGUCAUCCGAGAGCCAGACUGAUCAAGGUUUGCUCCGCCGACGUUCGUCCUCUAUCGUCCUGGCGUCUGUGCCCUUUCAUCUUCCUCUUCAUCACUGUUCUGCUGCUCUCUGGCCUCUCUGCUUCACUUCUCCACACUCUGUCCAUUCAUGUAUGAACCAUUGCUGUCUGACGGCAGAGCCUGCAGUAAACUUGGAUACCUGCAGGCAGGCUGCUGCUGAUCUGUGCAACAACAUGAAGAAGGCCACCCAGCUCUAUAGAAUGGUGAGCUCCUGCAGUGGAGAGGCAUCUACAGAGCGUCAGGAGAUGGAGCGUGUGCUGACUGAAGCUCUGCUACUGGUGCGCUCUGAGCUUGAGGCCAUUCCCAGGCCAGCACCUGGGGUGGCAACAGCUGAAGGGGGGGAGCGGACCCUGGCCCUGCUAGAGCAGUACUCUCAGCUUCUGCUACAGUCUGUGGAGAAGAGACUCGACCACAAAAUCUAACCUCGCGCCUACCGGACAGGACUACUGAUUGCAUAGGCAUAAAGAUAUUUAGGCUUGGACUUGGAGACUCGCUCUUCUACCAGAAAGAGGAUCUGAGAGGCAGUGAAAAAGUCAGACAGAGCUGCAUAGAUUGUGGAUCUGAACAUUAUAUACCCUCAUUUUUGUGGUUUUAAUAUUUGUUUUUUCUUUGCUCUCUUAAGGACUUUCAGACAGCCUAGAGGAGAAAGAACAAACACAUGUUUUUCUUUGAUCACUUUUAAUCCUCCAUUUUCCUGAACCACUGAAUGGGUUGGUGUGCUACACAGAAAUUUAAGCCUAGUCCUGGACUGCAAAGCAUUCUGAUUGGAGAUUCUACAUGUAAUCCAGGACUAGACUUAUUCCAUGUCUGGGAAACCAACCCUUAGUGUUUUACAAUAUUAGAGACUUCUCCCAAAAUACAGAUUGUUGCAUGUUUUUUUUUGUCCAUUAUGUACAUGUAUAUGUCUUCAGAUACAAGCUGGAUUUGUAUUUUUAUUUAAUAAAGUUUUAAAGUGUCUUCCCGUAGGAUGUAAUUAAGUUAGUGAAUCUGUGAGUGUGUCAGGC